AUGUACACGGUCAAUUUCCUACACUGGGUAGCGGGUAUGGAAGGAUGGUGUAUGUGGCUCCUCUCAAAGUUCGGCGAGCCGCAGCCGCGGACCAAGGAGGAAGUCCAUGUGGUACGAAGAGUUUGGGCACAAAAGCCCACAGCCAUUCUAACAGACUUUGAGUUUGCCGAUGCUCUGGCCGAGACUACCAUAGAGAUACAGGGCCAGUAA
This is a messenger RNA of Penicillium cosmopolitanum, 210 nucleotides long. RefSeq lists its product as uncharacterized. The coding region runs from base 1 to 210 and encodes 69 amino acids. The transcript has 3 exons. Lineage: Eukaryota; Fungi; Ascomycota; Eurotiomycetes; Eurotiales; Aspergillaceae. The record is from RefSeq and is a predicted model, not a curated record.